CCGUUUACAGACUUCACCACUGAUAAAUUAGCCUGAAAACCAAAAAUCUCGGAAUUUGUGCCUUCUGUACCAUGGAUCCUACAGCUGCAAAGGAAGCCGAGCGCACGUGUGUGUUGUGCUGCCAAGAUAUAGAGAUCUAUGCUUUGGGGAAGUGUGAUCACCCGGUGUGUUACCGUUGCUCGACUAAGAUGAGGGUGUUGUGCGAUCAGAAAUAUUGCGCCGUGUGCCGCGAGGAACUUGACAAGGUCAUUUUUGUGAAAACGCUUCAGCCAUUUUCCACUCUCCCAUAUCAGCAAUUUCAGUUCGAGAAGAAACAUGACAUAUAUUUCAGUGAUGGCAGGACCUAUGCGCAGUUCAGGAAGAUUUUGCUACAUGAAUGUCAGCGCUGUUCAGAACCGAAAGUCUUUUCAAAAGCUGAGGAGCUGGAACAACACAUGCGCAAACAACAUGAACUGUUCUGCUGCAAGUUGUGUGCCAAACACUUAAAGAUAUUCUCCUAUGAACGAAAGUGGUACAGUCGCAAAGAACUGGCUCGUCAUCGAACCCAAGGCGACCCGGACGACACCUCCCACCGCGGGCAUCCGUUGUGCAAAUUCUGUGACGACCGUUACCUUGACAACGACGAGCUGCUCAAGCAUCUGCGACGAGAUCAUUACUUCUGUCAUUUCUGUGAUGCAGACGGAGCUCAAGAAUACUACAGUGAUUAUGAGUACCUGAGGGAACAUUUCAGAGAAAGCCACUAUCUCUGUGAGGAGGGGAACUGCAGCACAGAGCAGUUCACUCACGCCUUCCGGACCGAGAUCGACUAUAAGGCCCACAAGGCCGCCGCCCACAGCAAGAACCGGGCCGAAGCGAGACAGAACCGCCACAUCGAUCUGCAGUUCAGCUACGCCCCCAGGCAGCAGAGGAGGAAUGAUGGUAUGGUAGGGGGAGAGGACUACGAAGAAGUGGAUCGCUUCAAUAGACAAGGACGAUCUGGAAGAGGAAGAGCUCAAGGAACGCCGCAGAACAUGAGAAGCUGGAGAUACAACCGGGAGGAAGAGGACAGGGAGACGGCUGCAGCUCUGAGAGCCUCGCUAGCGAUCCGUCGCCAAGAGGAGAGAGUACGUAUGCAGGAGAGGAACAGCCAAAAGUCACACAAAGAGGAAAAGAUGGAUGUUGACAACUUCCGAAGCAACAGAAAUCCCGCUAAGCCGCCUGAAAAUUCUCAAGGUCGAGCGAUGAAAAACAAUGUUCCAUUGAGUGGUGACGACUUCCCUGUGUUAGGGGGCGCCGCACCACCACCUGUUCCGAGCACGAUCAAACCACCUCCUGUUGCGCUGAAGGAGGACGAUUUCCCGAGCCUGUCCGGUUCUGUGGUGUCCACUCCCAUGACACCUGCUUACUCUGCUCAGGCCAAGAAACCGUCUUCCUUCCAAGAGGAGGACUUUCCAGCGUUGGUCUCCAAGAUCAAACCUCACAAGCCCCAGAGUAACGCAACAUCUGCCUGGUCUCAGGCAGGUAGCAAGCCCAUAGUGCAACCAGUCAAACCGACACCCGCACCUUCUGCUCCCCUCACAUCCGCCAGCUUCCCUCAAGCCCUGUCCUCCUCUUCCUCCUCCUCCUCCUCUUCUUCUUCUCGGCGCAAGAAGAAGCUCGUCUCCGCGGAGAGCGCCAGAGCCGCGGCUCAGAUCAAGUCUCUGUCUUCGUCCGAUGAUGACGACCCCCAAGCUGGGAAAACCACUCAGGAGAUCCGGGCCGUGCCUACCAUGCUGGACAUUUCCUCCCUGCUGACAGUCAAAGGUGCCUCAGCUCAGUCAAGUGCCAAAGCAGGCAAGAAAAAGAAACAAGCUGCGUCCUCCGCGCCAGGAGCCCCCGCGCACCCCGACGAAAUGCUGCCCAACACGGCGCACAAAGAGAAUGUACCUGAAACGAAACCCCCGGAUGUCAGUGUCCCCAAAGCCCCGGUGCUUCCCAAAACGAGCAUGUUAGCGAACGGAUAUACGGAUAAGCCCCCCGAGAGCAGCGCCCCCAACAUCCCCCCUGAGGAACCCCCGGUUCCUAAAAAGGUGCCGACGUUGGAGCCACCCAUACCACCAGAGGAAGAGGACUUCCCAGCCUUAGUUGCUAAGAGACCCCCACCUGGCUUUAAAAGUGCGUUUCCUAUGAAGACCACUCAGAGUGGAGCACCACGACCUCCUCCAGGACUGGCGCCCGUGGUCAGCAAACCUCCCCCAGGCUUCACCGGUGUCCCUCUCAACAGCAAUGUGGUGGAACCUGUCAUUCCUGCUCUCAGUAGACCUGCAGUGACCUCUGGGAACUACCUCAUACCUGAAAAUUUCCAACAGAGAAAUAUGGACCUUAUCCAAUCCAUUAAAAACUUCCUCCAGAAUGAUGAAUCUAAGUUCAAUGAGUUCAAAAACUAUUCAGGCCAGUUCAGACAGGGUGUAAUUACAGCUGCCCAGUACCAUAAGAGCUGCCAGGAACUGCUGGGGGACAACUUUAAGAGAGUCUUCAACGAGUUGCUGGUUUUACUCCCAGACACGAAAAAACAACAGGAGCUGCUCACUGCCCACGGGGACUCCAAGGCCCUGGAGAAACAGCAGACUGGUCCCAAACCUGGUAAAAACAAAAAGAAAGCCUGGCAAACCAGCACCACCAGUAACAGCAUAGAACUGGACUGCCAGGUGUGUCCCACCUGUAGGCAGGUUCUGGCACUAAAGGACUUCAACGCCCACAAGUCCCUGCACAUGGAAAACGACGACUUUCCGUCUUUGCAGUCCAUAAGCAAAAUCAUCAGUUAACAGCUGACCAGACACACACACAUACCGCCAAAGCUCGGCCAAGGCUGUCUGCGUCACAGGGGCUAGUGCUUCUCUGGUAUGAAAAGACGCUCGUGGAGAUGAAGAUUUACUUGAAGUGCAAUGUGAAGUGGUGGUUACACACGUGAGGAUGACUACAGCACUCGCCGGGAGGAGGGGCGUUGAUUUGAUUGGAGC
This is a messenger RNA of Chanos chanos (milkfish), 2978 nucleotides long. It is a transcript of the gene znf598, whose product is annotated as zinc finger protein 598. Gene Ontology annotation, molecular function: ubiquitin protein ligase activity; ribosome binding. The record is from RefSeq and is a predicted model, not a curated record. Gene Ontology annotation, biological process: protein ubiquitination; rescue of stalled cytosolic ribosome. The transcript has 12 exons. NCBI's taxonomy places the organism in Eukaryota, Metazoa, Chordata, Actinopteri, Gonorynchiformes, Chanidae. The coding region runs from base 72 to 2783 and encodes 903 amino acids.